Molecule: messenger RNA, 7071 nt
Organism: Bombus pascuorum
Lineage: Eukaryota; Metazoa; Arthropoda; Insecta; Hymenoptera; Apidae
Gene: sfl
Product: bifunctional heparan sulfate N-deacetylase/N-sulfotransferase
Exons: 14
Coding region: 1624-4287 (887 amino acids)
Cellular component (GO): Golgi apparatus
Molecular function (GO): deacetylase activity; heparan sulfate N-sulfotransferase activity
Source: RefSeq, a predicted model, not a curated record
GUGCGGGAGCCGACGUCGAACGCGGCCGAUAUACUCCCCCGGGGGCUAUUUAACAGCGCGGCCGAGGAACAGGGGAUAAAGAUCGACGAUAUCUGCAUCGGUAUCACGCACACGAACACAAACCCAGAAAGAGGCGGUCACACAGGCGGCAGGUUACUUUGAUCCACCUGUGUUACUGCUGCAAGAUCCAAUCUUCGCGGAUUAAAACCGAGAAGGAGCGAAACAAGGGGAGCCAGGAACGUAGCACGAAAGAGAUCGAUAAAAGCGCUGGGGUAACGCUCGAAAAUCGUUCCAACUGGGAAGCAUCGUAGCUUUCCAUCGUCCCUAAUUGACAGGUAGAAAGAGGGUUGGGCCACCUCGGAGACCAGGAAAGAAAGGAACGACGUGCACGACACACGUUAAGAACAGGGUGGAGACAAGCACAGAAGCUAGAAGAGCAAGAAGGUCUCGAAAAUUUACGAGUGAAUAGCUUCGCAGGCGCGUCUACGAGACAAAAGAUAUCUUGAAGCAGUCGUACGCUGUAACAAAUGGCGGUGCCGUAAAAUCAGUUAACCGUACAACCGAAGCCAGAAACUGAGGCCGAAUUUCACAAACGUUCCAGCCGUGCCGGCUGAAGAAUUUCCAACACGGUUUCACUUGGACUUUCUGGACUUUGGAGAACCUGUCACGUUCAUCUAAGGUAUUCUUCUUAGUAGCGCAGAGUCGUAUUUCACGAUAAUCGUCCGACGAAAGUCGCGAUAUGCUCUCAAACGGACAAUAUCAAGAAAAUUCGUCGAUACGCAGAUGAGAAGAAUGUCGAGGAUCCGAGGCACCGAUCGCUGAGAAACCAAGAAGAGUGGAUCCAUCGAAGGAACUUUAGCCAAAUGGGUUAAAAACGACUGCGAUGGACGGCGCGACCCCGUGCUGCUCGCAAAAUGGUGAUCGUGCUGCCGUCGUGGAAACGCAACAAGUGGCGAUCUGUUCCUUAUCCUUGAGCUAUCAUCGAUGUUUUUUAAAGGACGGAUCGGAUUCGAUCCAGGACCCAUCGCUCACGAACUGAGGUUCUAGCUUCGAGCUGACGCAGCUCUCAAAAAGAACAAAAAAAGAAAGAAAGAAAAUAAAAUAAAAAAGGAAGAAUAACGAAAGGCCAGAACUUUAUUCGUAUUUUCGAUCGUUAAUAAAUAUUGCGUUACGCGGGAAACGCGGAAUAAAUUCUUUCUGAAACGAAGAAAAGACAAAGGAAACUUUCGAUUUAUCGAUCGGUGAUUCCUCUUUCCAAAAGAUCCUCGAUUUUAGCUGGAUAAUUCUCGAAAAUUCGAGAUCGUGUUUGAAGACCGGAUUGAUUCCACGUUGAUCUUCGACGAAGCGUAUUCGAUCGAGGUUUCGAGUGACUCUCGCAGACAGAUUCGAUCCUCUCGAGGCAAGAUAUUCAAGAGAUAUCGGCGAGAAAGAGCGUGAACGACUAUGAGCAGAGCCGAUGCCCAGCGAAAAAAGAGGAUAUUCUUGUUUCCGGAAGUUAGGGACUGUCGGCGCGGCUGCGACCACGAUUCCGCGUGUUCACGGUCCGUUUUACGUUUCCACGGGCUGAGUAAAACGAUCUAGGACUAAUCUGAGAGACAAACCGUUACCUCGUCGGAUGAGACGAUGGUGAUGAAGAUUUCCGCGGUCGAGGCUGGCGUUCCUUUACUAAGCGCCGUCGGUCCGCGCUGCGUCGUCAAGCAGGCCACGGUGAAACGAUGCGUCGCGGCGCUGUUGCUCAUCUCCGUCGCCAGUAUAUUUUACUACACGCAUUACAUCAUCAGCAGCCCGCUGUCCAGUCUGAUUCGUCGAGAUACUAGACCAGAGCCGGCAAUCAGGUGUUCGACGUUGAGAGGCGCAACGAGAUUGCCCUCGGCGCCGGAUCAUCGUAGCGAGGCUCGUUUGAGGACGGAUCCAAAAGUUUUGGUCUUCGUAGAAACGCUAUAUUCCAUGCUAGGCAAGAACAUAGCUGAACUACUCGUCUCCAAUCGAAUCAAAUACAAACUGGAAGUGGCUGGCAAGUCCCUACCCGUGUUGACAAACCUGGAUAAAGGUCGAUACGGGGUUCUGAUCUUCGAGAACCUGAACAAGUACCUGCAGAUGGAUAAGUGGAAUCGCGAAUUGCUAGACAAAUAUUGCAGAGAGUACUCAGUUGGCAUCGUGGGUUUCGCGCCGUCCGGCGAGGAAAGUCUCGUCGGCGCACAGCUGAAGGGAUUUCCUCUGUUUGUGCACACUAAUCUCAGACUGAAGGAUGCACAGCUGAACGCGGCGUCCCCUAUCCUCCGAUUAACCAGAUCCGGAGAAACAGCCUGGGGACCACUUCCUGGCGGUGACUGGACCAUUUUUCAGGCCAAUCACAGCACCUACGAACCGCUGGCUUGGGCGCAUCGGGACAGCCUCGACUACCCGGCCAAUAAAAGUCCUCUAGCGACUGUCAUUCAGGAUCACGGCAGAUACGACGGGAUUCAGAGAGUCUUUUUCGGCGGAGGAUUACGAUUCUGGCUGCACAAUUUGCUGCUACUCGACUCACUAUCCUAUCUGUCUCAUGGACAGUUGAGCCUCAGCUUGAAUCGGAUGAUACUAGUUGACGUCGACGACAUAUUCGUUGGUGAGAAAAGACUGAGAAAGGACGACGUGAUGGCGUUGCUGGCUACUCAACAGAGGAUCCAGGCGCUGGUUCCGGGGUUUAAAUUCAACUUGGGGUUUUCUGGGAAGUACUUCCAUCACGGUUCCGCGGAAGAGAAUCUGGGGGACGAUAUGCUUCUGGAGAACGUAGACAGAUUUACGUGGUUUUCCCACAUGUGGAAUCAUCAACAGCCUCAUCUCUACGAGAAUGUAACGCAUCUACAAUUGGACAUGGCACUGAACAAACAAUUCGCGAAAGAUCACGGAAUCCCAACAGGAAGCGGCUACAGCGUAAGUCCUCAUCAUUCCGGCGUUUAUCCGGUUCACGAAGGACUAUACGAGGCGUGGAAAAGGAUAUGGAGCAUCAAAGUCACUAGCACAGAGGAGUAUCCCCAUUUGAGGCCUGCUCGAUUAAGAAGAGGCUUCAUUCAUCGUAAUAUAAUGGUCCUACCGAGGCAAACCUGUGGCCUUUUCACACACACGAUCUUCAUCGAUAGAUAUCCGGGCGGAAGGGACAAACUGGAUAAAUCGAUACAGGGUGGAGAAUUGUUCCAAACCAUCGUUCACAAUCCUAUCAAUAUUUUUAUGACGCACAUGUCGAAUUAUGGGAACGAUCGUCUGGCGCUAUACACUUUCGAAUCGGUGAUUAAAUUUAUUCAAUGUUGGACGAACUUAAGAUUAUCCAGCGCUCCACCUCUUCAACUCGCAGAAAGAUAUUUUCAAUUGUAUCCCGAAGAAUCUGAUCCUGUGUGGGGCAAUCCCUGCGACGACAUAAGGCAUCAAAAGAUCUGGUCGAGAAAUAAAACCUGCGAUCAGCUACCGAGGUUCCUGGUAAUUGGUCCCCAAAAAACUGGCACUACCGCUCUCUACACCUUCCUGUCCAUUCAUCCGGCGAUAAGCAGCAAUUUGCCGAGUCCUGACACGUUCGAGGAGAUUCAGUUCUUCAAUGGAAAGAAUUAUUACAAGGGUCUCGAUUGGUAUAUGAGCUUCUUUCCAGCAUCGAAAAACGAGAGUUCACGGUAUCUGUUCGAAAAAUCCGCGACCUAUUUCGACGGUGAAUUGGUACCGCGCAGAGCUCAUGCGCUUCUACCGAGAGCAAAGUUAAUCACUAUACUGCUUUCGCCAGCCAGGCGUGCCUAUUCGUGGUACCAACACACGAGGGUCCACGGCGAUCCUGUAGCGAAUAAUUAUUCCUUUCACUCGGUUAUCACCGCGAGCGAUACCGCACCGAAGCCUCUACGCGACCUCAGGAAUAGAUGUUUAAAUCCCGGGAAAUACGCCCAGCAUCUGGAAAGAUGGCUUUCCUACUAUCCGCCUCAGCAAUUGCACAUCAUAGAUGGGGAGCAGCUCCGUCAAAAUCCUGUAGAGACGUUACACGAGCUACAAAGAUUCCUCAAGAUCACGCCCGCUUUUAAUUACUCAUCUCACUUGAGGUACGACCCAAAGAAGGGAUUCUUUUGUCAAGUUACCAACGAGGAUCGGACGAAAUGCCUCGGCAAGAGCAAAGGCCGCCAGUAUCCUCCGAUGGAGGAUAAAUCGUACAAAUUAUUACAGAGGUAUUAUCUAUCCCAUAAUACGGCCCUAGUGAAAUUAUUAAAACGGCUCGGGCUGAGAACGAUCCCACAAUGGCUGAAGGAAGAUCUCAGCGACACGGUGAUGACCUAGCAAACGUCGAUUAUAUGAAACGACACCGUUUCUGAACUGUUUAUCUCAACGGUGAACGAAAUUCACCGGUUACUAGCUGAAGAUCUGUAAAAUAAUUGUACAUUCGAUUGUAUUCCACUGGACACCAAAUCCUCGACGGAAGGACCAUUCAAGUGGCCUAUCCCAGUGGUUUGGCCUAAGAUCGGUGGGGAGCCUGCGAAACUAGUCACUAAACGGUUUCACGGUGAACAUGACCGUGACUGUCGAUCGUUGUUAAGCCAAUAGCACUAUUAUUAACGUUAUAUUAUUAUUGUCAUCGUUGUUGCGUCGUAGAAAACAUGAUUAUUAGGAGAAUACAGCCCGAUCGCUGGUGCCAUCAUCCGUCUAUUAGGAUUGGACGCUUUCGUUCUAAUCUUUACUACUAAAGAUGAAUUCAAGAACAAAAAAAAAAAAAAAAAAAAGAAGAACUCUUCGUUUAUACCCGAGUUAAAUUUGUCUUCGAUCUUAGUACAACGUGUUUCUCUUCAACUCUGUGAAAUCGAGAAUAUUUUGAUAAAUCAAAAGACCACAAACAAACGCACAUUUUAGAUUUGCGUAAUGAUAAUCACGAAAAAGUUGUCGACUCGGGGAUAAUAACUUUUUUGAAACUUGAGUAGUAAAGAGAAGAAGGCCAGAGAAUGCUUUAACGAAUGAAAUUAGAAGCGACCAAAAAAAAGAACGGUAUUUUGGAAAAAGGCGAUACUUGACUUCUGUGAGACGUCUGUCCAAAUCGUUGCAAUGUUUGAAGAGAUUUAUUUCCUCAUGAAAGUGAUCAAUGUGGAUAGAUUGAGUACGUUGAUGUUUUGAUCGACGAUCCGUCAGUCCUUUACUUCUGGUACUAAUUGCAGGAUCGUUUCUGCGAGUGUGAGAUAUUUGGGGGACUUUGAACUUUCUUCCCGCCCACUUGCCCUCUCAGAGACACGGUGUACAUUAAUUCUCGUUGUGUAAGCAUAUUAAAAAAAGAAGAAAAAAGUGAAAAAAAGCAAGAAAAAAAUUAUAAUGAUGAUUCUAUGUAUAUUUUGACAAUACUAUACUUGGUACCGCCGAUGGAAAGGUCGAUGAAAGAUGUGUGAUCGCGUCCGUUUGUACAUUUAUGUAUCGUACUGUUUUGAUGUGAUCGUAGGUAUACUAUAAUGACUUAAUAAAAUAAAAUUUAAAGGAGAAGAAAAAGAAGAAACUAUUUCGAGAAUGGUGGUUGUUCGUUCUCAGCGAACGAUGAUCUUAUGUGGAGAAGUGAUAAACUGCCUAUUCGCAAUAACUGGUCACGUUUAAGGCACACAAACAUAUUCUGAUUUAAUGAUAAUUCUAUGUUCCAAAAUAGAAGAAUUAUUCGUUGUUGAAGAAAAUCGUGAAGAUUUUUGGAAACUUUAAUACUUGGCGUAUUAUAGCAAAUUGUAUGUCGUGGAAACGAGAAUGCACUGCUGUGAAUAAAAUCGUGUUAUUCACAAGAUAGUCUUAAUGAUGAUAAUCGUUUGUUACAAGCAUAUCAGUUACGAUCAUCUCUGUUAAUCGUACGAUGUAGUAAUUACUUAUUACUUCUAUCAAUAGAUCUAAUUCAUUGAUUUUCAUUCAACUGUCUUUGAUAUGCCAGUUUUCUAGUAUUCUUUCAAUAUUGAUAUUCCUAUCGGUCUAAAAAUUUCAAUAAACAUAUCUCUUUUUAGAAAAUUCUUAUUACUUAAAUAAGAAACACGAUUAUGAAUAUUUAUUGAGAAAUAUAAUUGUCUAAUCGUCUUGAAAAAGAUAGACGAUGAACACUGUGAAACAUACAUCUGGCCCAACACGAGCAAUUUCAAUAUUACAAGGUCAUUCUCUGUGAAAUGUACUUUUAAAAAAGCCACGUAUCAACGACGAAACGUUCUAUAUUUUUUCAUACUACCUUAUCAGUGUCAUGUUACCCCUUGUAUAUUUUGUUUUCAUUUUUAUACUGCCGUUAAACUGUGUCGCGUGACGUUUAACGAAUCAUGUACAAAGUUUAUUGUUAAUAUAAUAAUAGUUAACGAUAACGACAUUAAUACUAAGCGAUUGAUCUGUUUUGUCAAAUCGUGCCAUUUUACCAGUGUUGUAUAUACAAUUGUAUUAUUGUACCAAUCGCAGCGUCGAAUCUCUAGAGUCAAUAUUAAUCAAUUUUGUUCGGUAUGGCGGUGGCAAAAAUUGUCCGAUUUCUGCCAGCUGACAAUAAUAUGUGACAAACCGAAAUCGGAAAAAAUCAUAGGGGAAUUCAUUAUACGAGUACGAAUAUUUAAAAGAUCCUUCGGUAAUUAGCACUACUUCAUCGUUGGUUUAGCAGUUUAGAUACAUUAAAGAUGUUUCUUUAAACGAGAUUACCGGAAAUGGAUAAGAUUAUAAUUUAUGAAGUUCCCUUAAUUUUUCCUACUAAACACUACUGUUAAAAUUAUAAUUGCUAGACAAUUAGUAUUCAGAUCGUUUAAUGAUUUAUAAUUAUCUCCAUAUUUAAUAUUGUGCGAGCCAGUCUAAUAUUUAACCAGCGAUAAAAUAUUGCUAAUAUUAAAUUACGCGCGCAUUUGAAUUGCAAAUUAUACCAAUCAACGCGCGAAGGGUAACGUUUUGUAGAUGUUCUAACAGACUGCUGUGCAAAAAAAAAAGAGAGAAAAGCUGUCAUUGUACGAAUAAAGAAAGACGCGUGUAGAAUAUGUGUACUACUUUAAUAGAACCUUUGAUUAUUUAACUUAAAAUUAUUCUAUUGUAAAAUACUGUAAUAACUGUACGAAUAGUCCGUAAGUUCUAAUAAAACAAAAGUUAAAAAUC